Messenger RNA from Auxenochlorella protothecoides, 1296 nucleotides. RefSeq names its product Pentatricopeptide repeat-containing protein, mitochondrial. The transcript has 7 exons. Bases 1 to 1296 code for a protein of 431 amino acids. Gene Ontology annotation, molecular function: protein binding. The record is from RefSeq and is a predicted model, not a curated record. NCBI's taxonomy places the organism in Eukaryota, Viridiplantae, Chlorophyta, Trebouxiophyceae, Chlorellales, Chlorellaceae.
AUGGUGACAAGCUCGGGCCGGGAGUCCAGCACGCCCCCUCCCGACCUGCCCGUCCUGACCCCCCCUCCCGACCUGUCCGCCCUGACCCCCCUGCUGACCAGCCUCCUGGCUUGCCGCGCCCCGGCCCUCCCCCUCCACCAGCUGGACCACAAGUCUGUACACUGGCUCCUGCGCCAGCUGGAGGCGCGGGGCGCAGCCAACGCCGCGCUGUGCCUGUUGUGGAGCCUACCCCCUGCCUCCCGCCCCGCCCCCGUCGUCACGCGGGUCAUGCAGGUCUGCCUGGGCCAGGGCUCCGACGCCGGCCCCGGCGCGGUGCUGAAGGUGUGGCGCCAGCUGCGGCUGGAGGGCCUGGAGGCAGACGCCACCUGCUUCAACACCGUAAUCACCGCAGCAGGCCGGGCGCAGCGCUGGGGCGUGGUGCGGUCGGUGCUGGAGGACAUGCGGCGCGAGGGCGUGGCGCGCGACGUCUUCACCUACGCCGCCGUGCUUUCCAACUGCCGCGACGCCCAGCACGCGCAGCGCUGGUUCGACGGCAUGGCGGCGCACGGCGUGCAGCCCAACGUGCGGCACUACACCGCCCUUAUCAACUGCCAGCGGCGCUGGGGUUCGGCGGGCGACGCGCUGCGCACCUUCGAGGCGAUGGGUCGCGCGGGGAUCUACGCGACCGCGCGCGAGUACGAACGCGAGAUGGCGCGCGCGGGGCUGCCCGCCGACGACUUUACGCUUUCCGCGCUCUUUGGCGCCUGCGCCGCCGACGGGCAGUGGGAGGCAGCGCUGGACGCCAUGCGCGCCGCGCGCGCCACGGGGCGCCGUCCAGGUGUGCAGGCGCACAACGCGCUGCUGCGCACGCUGGCUGGCGGCGCGCAGUGGCGCCACGCGCGCGCGGUGCUGGAGGGCAUGGCCGGCGGGGAGGGGCCGGCGCCGGACGCCGCCUCGUUUGCAGCCCUGAUCCUUGCGCUGGAGCGGGGGGGAAAGUACCAGGAGGCCUGGGAGGCGUACAACCAGCUGCAGGCAAGAGGGUGUGGAAGUCUAUGUGCGCGGGGCCUGAAGCCGACAAGCGACACGCUGUGUGCGCUGCUGAGAGCCUGCGAGGCGGGGCAGCAAUGGGAGCGCGCCAUCGACCUAUUCAACCAGCUCAAGGCCCAGGCCCAGGCGGAGCUGCCGCCCUCGGGCAUGGCCCUGCGGUCCAUCCUCUACUCCAUGCCCCUGCUGAUGCAUGCGCUGCCGCCAAGCCUGGUGGCCACGGCUCGAGCUGCCGUGGAGUCUGGGCGCAAGACGCGAGCGCUGCUGGACUAA